AUGUUCAACCUGAUGAAGAAGGAUAAAGAGAAGGAUGGGGCCCGAAAGGAGAAGAAGGAAAAGAAGGAGAAGAAGGAGCGGAUGUCGGCAGCUGAGCUCAAGAGCCUGGAGGAGAUGAGCAUGCGCCGCGGCUUCUUCAACCUCAACCGUGCCUCCAAGCGGGACUCCAAGGCCCGCCUGGAGAUCUCCAACCCCAUCCCCAUCAAGGUGGCCAGUGGCUCUGACCUGCACCUCACGGACAUCGACUCCGACAGCAACCGGGGCAGCGUCAUCAUGGACUCGGGCCACCUGAGCACGGCCAGCUCCAGCGACGAUCUCAAGGUGGACGAUGCCAACUUCAAGGGCUCGGUGCUGCAGCGGGCGGCCAAGUUUGGUUCGUUGGCCAAGCAGAACUCCCAGAUGAUCGUCAAACGCUUCUCCUUCUCCCAAAAGAGCCGGGACGAGAGCACAUCGGAGACGUCCACCCCCUCCGAGCACUCGGCAGCCCCCUCCCCGCAGCUGGAG
This is a messenger RNA of Opisthocomus hoazin, 504 nucleotides long. The record is from RefSeq and is a predicted model, not a curated record. Lineage: Eukaryota; Metazoa; Chordata; Aves; Opisthocomiformes; Opisthocomidae.